AUACAAAACAUCAAGCCAACACAUUGACCGCCAAGAAACAAGAAAAAGAGUAGGAAAAACAAUAAAUUUUUGAAGUCGAACUGAAGAUGAAUUGGAGUGCAGGAAGCAAAGCGUGGAUUGUUGCAGCAAGUAUUGGAGCUGUUGAGGCUUUGAAAAACCACAACCACGCAAUGAAGUCCCUUAACCAACAUGCCAAGAAUAGUGUUAGAUCAUUCUCUCAGGCCAAGAAGCUUUCUUCUUCUGCAAUGGCUUCUAGCAAAAAAACAAAGCAGGCUGACGACUCUUUGAGGAAAGUUAUGUACUUGAGCUGUUGGGGUCCUUAUUGACACCAAAGCACUGAAGUAGAGGUUGUAGCUAGUACGUACGUUAUAGUCUAGUCCUUCAAGAUGAGGAGGAAAUAUGAAACUUGUACAGAUAGGUAAGCAACUGUUUUAUCAGAUAAAAGAGAGCAAUUUUGUCAACUUGUUUAUUUCUUUGUCUACUAGUUUGUUCUGUUUGUUGGUUACAUGGUAUAUGAUUGAUCAGACGUAGCGGGCAUGUUGAUAUACAGGGAUAAGGAAGACAGUUUAGACGUAAAACGGCUUAAUUAAGCUAAUUUUUAUGCAUUACUAGAGUGAUGCCCAUGUCCUACGUUCGGGACAGUCAAUAUUUUUUUUUAUUCGGUUUUUUUACUCAAUUGUUGGAAAAUUGACAAAAUAGAUGUAUAAUGUUGCUGAGCAAAAUGCCCAUAAGUCAUUUACAAAAGAAAAGAAAAAGGUU
Molecule: messenger RNA, 759 nt
Organism: Theobroma cacao (cacao)
Lineage: Eukaryota; Viridiplantae; Streptophyta; Magnoliopsida; Malvales; Malvaceae
Source: RefSeq, a predicted model, not a curated record